Molecule: messenger RNA, 1620 nt
Organism: Plasmodium reichenowi
Lineage: Eukaryota; Apicomplexa; Aconoidasida; Haemosporida; Plasmodiidae
Product: DNA polymerase alpha subunit, putative
Exons: 1
Coding region: 1-1620 (539 amino acids)
Biological process (GO): DNA replication; DNA replication initiation
Cellular component (GO): alpha DNA polymerase:primase complex
Molecular function (GO): DNA binding
Source: RefSeq, a predicted model, not a curated record
AUGAAGGACAUAAAACAGGCAGACGUAAAACAUUAUCUAGAAACUUAUUACACAGAUAACAGUAUAGGUGAUGAUUUGAAAGAGGCCUUUGAUUAUAUUGAAAGAAAUAAACAUAAGAACAAUUUCCAUAAAUUAUUUGAAGAUUAUUUAGAAGAUUAUAAUAAGAAGUUAUUAAAAAAUGGAACCUUGUUAAGAGAUCAUGUGGUUUAUGAAUAUGAAAGAGUAAAACAGUAUAACAGUGAAUUAAUUGAAACGGAAGGAAGGAGUUGUAAUAAUAAAUAUCAUUAUUAUAUUAAUUAUGUGAAUAGUAUAAAUGAGAAUUAUAAAUUUUUAGGUCUUGACACAAAUGUAAUAUGUGAUUGUAUAAAUAAGAAGAUAUCAUUAUUUUUAGAAUUAUUUUUAAAAUAUUCUAAGAAGUUAAAUUUAAAUAUAGAAAUUGAACCAAUAUUAAAUAUGAGUGAUGAUGAAUCGUAUAUAUUUGGUCGUAUAUAUACAGAAAAUGAAAUGAAUAUAAGUGAAUCUAAUAUAAUAUUGGAAGGGAAUAUGAAAUGGAAUAAUGGUGAUAAAGCUCAAUUAUUAAAUUUGACUGAUAUGAGAAAUGUAUGUUUUUUUUUAGGACAAAUAUUAGCUAUAAAAGGUAAAAAAGAAAUUAAUCAAUUUAGUAUAAAAUAUUAUGUUAGUAAUGUAUAUGCUGGAUUACCAAGUCAUUUAAAAGUUCAAAUAGAUAAAGAAUUUGUAUUAAAACAUUUUAAUACAAAAGAAAUAGAAGAAGAUAAUAAGAUACAUGAAAAUAUAUUACAUUUAUAUAAUAAUGAAAAUAUUCAUAUAAUGAUUUGUAAUGGAUAUAUUUAUAAUGAUAAUAAUUAUAGUGAAAAUUUGGAUAAUUUCUUAAAAGUUGUAAAUGAGAAACUACCUCACGUUGUAUUAAUUUUUGGACCUUUUUUAUAUAUUCGUAAUUUUAGUGAAACUAUUCAAAAAAUAGGUGAUAUUAAUAUUAUUUAUGAAAAUUUAUUCAAAAAAAUAACUAAAUUUGCAAAAAAUGAAAUAUUAGAAAAAACACAUUUUUUUAUAAUACCAUCAAUAUAUGAUUCUAUAAAUAUAUAUCCAUUACCUCAACCACCUUUUUAUUAUGAAAAUAGUAAUAUCAAUUCACCUAAUGUACAUUUUUUAUCAAACCCUUCUUAUAUAUAUAUAAAUGAAUUAAAAAUUGCUUUAACAUCAUGUGAUAUUGUAUAUAAUUUAACAAGAAAUUUAUUAUGUAGACCUAGUGAACUCAAAUUAUUUUAUUUAUUUGAACAAAUACUAAGACAAUUAUCUCUAUUCCCUUCAUAUCCAUCUGAAUAUAAUAUUGAAAUAACGAAAUUCAAAAAUCUUCUAUUUCAACCUAAUAGAUUACCUGAUAUUUUUAUAUACCCAUCCUUUACAAAUGAAAAAUCUUAUAUAAAAGAAGUACACAAAAAAUUAUUUAUAUGUCCUUAUUCAAUUGAUGUUAAUAAAGCUCAGCCAAGUAAGUUCUUUUCUAAUAUAUACAUACUACCCCCAAACGAGACAAAUGAAUUAUCGAAGAGGGUCGUUUUGGAAAAUAUUUUUAUCUGUAACAAUAAAACGAAUAAUAUUUAA